Molecule: messenger RNA, 1088 nt
Organism: Girardinichthys multiradiatus
Lineage: Eukaryota; Metazoa; Chordata; Actinopteri; Cyprinodontiformes; Goodeidae
Product: Alpha-aspartyl dipeptidase-like
Exons: 8
Coding region: 298-1020 (240 amino acids)
Biological process (GO): proteolysis
Molecular function (GO): serine-type peptidase activity
Source: RefSeq, a predicted model, not a curated record
AAUAAAGAAACCGAAACAAGCACAGUUAUUGUGUUAAAGUGCGUGUCAAACCUCUAUUAAAGAGACAUGCUAAAGUAAAACGGCGAAUAAAAGAAGGAUAAACCGGAUGUGUGUUUCCGUGGGUUCCUUCAAGCAGCAGCUGGCUGUGAGCGUCACUGAGACAGACAGUUGAAAGUCACAGCAGUUUCUUCCAGGGUGUUUCUGGCUCUUCAGAGAGCCGUAGUCAGCAGAAUCGACCGGACUCUGAGUCGGACUUUUGGACUCUACCUGCAACCCAGCUCAGCCGUUCUGUGAGACAUGAAGAGGAGACUCCUGCUGGUGUCCAACUCCACUCUGCACGGCAGCGGAUACCUGGACCACUGUCAGCAGCACAUCUCCAGCUUCUUUGGAAAGAAUGUGAAGAGAGUGCUGUUUGUUCCCUAUGCCCUCCAUGACAGAGACGGCUACACAAAGACUGCCAGGGACAAGUUCAAAUCUUUAGGUUAUGAAGUUGAUGGCAUCCAUGAGGUGGCAGACCCUGUGGAAGCAGUCCAAAAGGCAGAAGGCAUAUUUAUUGGAGGAGGCAACACUUUUCGGCUGCUCAAGAGCCUUUACGACAACAAUGUGGUGACGGAGAUCAGGAAGAGAGUAAUGGAGGACGGUGUCCCGUAUAUGGGCUCCAGUGCCGGCACCAAUGUGGCAACCAUCAGUAUAAGCACCACCAAUGACAUGCCUAUUGUUUUUCCUCCAACCUUCUCCGCCAUCGGCCUCAUCCCCUUCAACAUCAACCCGCACUACCUGGACUCCGACCCCAACAGCCACCACAUGGGGGAGACCAGGGAGCAGAGGAUAACCCAGUACCACGAAGAACCCAAUACUCCAUGUGUUCUGGGACUGAGGGAAGGCUCCAUGCUGCUGGUGGAGGGCAAAAAAGCCACACUGUUGGGAACUACAAAGGCCCGACUUUUCACCAGUGGGAAGCCUUCAGUGGAGUACGAUCCAGGGAGCGACCUCAGCUUCCUGCUGACAGACGCACAAUGAGAAGCUGAAGAGAAGCAGGAUGUUGUGACAGAUGUAACCAAACAAAAUAAAAAUCUAAGGCAAAACAA